Rotaria sp. Silwood2 is the source of this 786-nucleotide messenger RNA. NCBI's taxonomy places the organism in Eukaryota, Metazoa, Rotifera, Eurotatoria, Philodinida, Philodinidae. The record is from the annotation of a GenBank genome assembly.
AUGAAUUUGGAAUUCUUACCCAACGAAAUCUUACUUGAUUUAUUCCAGUAUCUUAAUGGUAUAGAUAUUCUUCGUGCAUUUUAUGGUCAUAAUUUUCGCUUCAAUCUACUUCUUUACAAACAAUUUCAAUUAUAUCGAUUUGAUUUAGUUUCUUAUUCAAAACAUCAAUUCGAUAUUAUAUGUAAACAACAUUUACCAUUUAUUUCUAAUCAAGUUACUACUCUUACUCUUUCUGACGGUGAAAAUAUUCCAGGACAAAUAAAUCUAUUUGUUUUCUUACAUACCAUCAUUUCGUCAAUUCAUUCAUUUGCGAUCACUAUCAAUAUUACACGUUCCUUCAUAUUACACAUUGAAUAUCUUCGUAUGUUUAGUACUCCUUUCGACAAUAAUGAUUAUCAAUCAUCUCCUAUUCCAACAUUAAUCGAAUUGAACAUAUGUUAUUAUCGUACGUUUGAUUUAUCAAAAAUGAUUUCAUUCUUGAAAAAUGUACUCAAUUUACGUCAUUUGAAGAUCACUAUGGCAUUUAAUCUAAUCAAUGGUUAUCAAUGGGAACAAAUCAUUCGUAGUUAUUUGCCGAAGUUUAAAAUAUUUGACUUGAACAUGUAUGAUCAAUUUCCAGACGAUCAAAAUAUCGAAGAACGAGCUAAUGAAUUAAUUAACUCUUUUCAAAGUUCAUUUUGGAUUAAUGAACAUAAAUGGUUUGUUCGAUGUUUUACAUGUGAUAAAAUUAUUCGUCUUGAAACUUCAUCUAUAAUAUUUUAUCAUUUCGAAAAAAAAAUUUCCUAA